AAGAUAUCAUGCUCCAAUGACUGUAGCACACAUACUGUAGGAUCUGCUCUCAGAGUACCUUGCACUCAGCAAACCCCGUCUAUCUUGGUAGAAGUACCGGUCUCUUGCAAUAGGAGCAGCACAAGCUAUCAAAGUCAACAUGUCCAGCCCAACGUCUGCAGCGGGCGCAAGCAUGGCCGACCUUGCAGACCUUAUCUACAAGCACACCGAAGAGAGCAGGCAUCUUCAAACGCAGAUUGACCAGCUGCGCCUUGACAUUGCGAAUAACGUGCCCACAGCCGGUGUUAACGCGCUCGGACAGCUCGAAACCCAGGGCAAGAAGAUGGUUAAAGAUCUUGUCCGCCGCAUCGAAGUUAUCGAGAACAAGCCCAGCCAGACGGCAACGGAUCGCCAGUAUCUGCAGGGCCUGAAUCGACAUCUGGUUGUUUGUGACAGGCAGGUGGAUCAGCUUGCUGAGCUCACAGCUCUGAUGCUCGAGGCUCGAGGCAGUGUCGGAGAAGGACGUCCUAGCCGCUCGGAGCUCUUGGAGCCGGAGGAGGGGCUGUCACCGAGUGAUAAGCCGCGCAUGUACAAGGAGAAGGCACCGCAUGUGUACCCAGUCGCACCAGCCCUCGCCAACAGUCCAGAAAAGCACGUGCCAUCGAAAGGAGCGCAGCAUGCUCGCCAGGGUUUUACCUUGGGAAGCCCUGCAGAGGCACUCGACACUCGCCAAAAGGCUGAUGUUGCCGAUGAUCCCAAGGCAUAUGAGGAGUAUCGGCACGACUUUGACCCUGACGGCGGGGACGACGACGAGGUAGAUGAAGAGGAACCAGAAGUUAACAAGUCAGUCUGGCCAAUCUGUUAUCGCAUCAUGGAUGUCGAUCCAGCGACAGACCCAUACUACUUAGCAGACGCUUGCAACAAGGCAUACCGGAAGCUCUCGUACCAGCACGAUCCGAAGUGUCUACCAAAUGACGUGGAUGCGCCGGCACGCUGGGCCGCUAUUACCAAGGCGUAUGAGACGCUGAGCGAUCCGGAGCGCAAGAACUUCUACGAUAUACAUGGUCGGACGCCGGCCGAGUUAGAGGACUUUGAUAUAUCGAGGCUGCGGAUUGGUGGUUGAUCUGCGAAGCUGACGGUCGGCUGGUAGUACAUCUCGGGCCUUUAGAAAGAUGAUAGUCCCAUGGAGUGAGUGCUUGUCCAUGAUUUUGGUAUAGAUAAUGUGUACUGCGAGCAUUACCAUCACGGACGAGCUGUAGGCUAUGGCAGUAGAUGUAUAUCUUGUGUCAAGCACUCAUUCGACCUCCCCGUCU
Molecule: messenger RNA, 1292 nt
Organism: Baudoinia panamericana UAMH 10762
Lineage: Eukaryota; Fungi; Ascomycota; Dothideomycetes; Mycosphaerellales; Teratosphaeriaceae
Exons: 3
Coding region: 140-1102 (320 amino acids)
Source: RefSeq, a predicted model, not a curated record